AUGUCUGCCAAAGAUGCCCGCUUGCAUGCUUGCUUGCAUGCUGCUUGGAGCCGAACACGAGAAAAAAAGUCUAUUUCGCACGAUUUUGAGCAGCAUCCAUGGAUCUCCUCGCGUUUCACCAAAGGUAUGCUUUCGACAUCUCUCAAUUGA
Messenger RNA from Uncinocarpus reesii 1704, 150 nucleotides. RefSeq lists its product as uncharacterized. Lineage: Eukaryota; Fungi; Ascomycota; Eurotiomycetes; Onygenales; Onygenaceae. The transcript has a single exon. The coding region runs from base 1 to 150 and encodes 49 amino acids. The record is from RefSeq and is a predicted model, not a curated record.